CCUGACUCGCGAGGGCUCGCCUCUCUCCUCCCUCGACCUCAGCUACUUACACCUCUUCUGCCUAUCAUCAUGUACGCGGUUGGCCGAGCUUCUAGAGCGGUGGUUAGAUUUAGUGGGGCGCAGCGGGCAGUCUUCGUCGCAGGGCGACGUCAAGGUGCAGUACAGGCCGUGAAGCGCAAAGCACCCACCCUAUCCAGGGCCAUACACACUGGUGCUCAAACAGACAGGGAUACUAUCACACGCCUUCUCUACUCCAUUGGUACCAAGCGCGAAGUCGAGCGAUACUUGAGGAUUUUCUCUUCUUCGUCGGAUACCUCGAACCCCGCGAAGUUCGCGGUCAUCAAGAUUGGUGGUGCAGUACUCGACCAGAUUGACGAACUCGCCCUCAGCUUGAGCUUCCUCUACCGAGUGGGGCUGUACCCGGUAGUUCUGCAUGGUGCGGGUCCCCAGCUCAACAGUAUCAUUGAGGCGGAAGGAGUAGUGCCGGACUACAUCGACGGGAUUCGGGUCACAGAUGCUAAGACACUACAGAUUGCACGGCGUGUCUUCCUGGAGGAGAACCUUAAGCUGGUUGGCGCGCUCGAGAAACUGGGCACUCGUGCACGUCCUAUCACUUCCGGCGUGUUUUCGGCGGACUACCUCGACAAGGAGAAGUACGGCUUGGUGGGCAAAAUCACCAAGGUCGACAAGCGCCCACUGGAGGCGGCCAUUCGAGCUGGUGCACUUCCUAUCCUAACAAGCUUGGCCGAGUCCGACGCGGGUCAAAUCCUGAAUGUCAACGCCGACAUUGCUGCUGGUGAGCUCUCAAAGGAGCUCGAACCCUUGAAGAUCGUCUUCUUGAAUGAGAAGGGUGGUUUGUUCCACGGCGUAACUGGAGAGAAGCUGGACGUGAUCAACCUAGACGAGGAAUAUGACGAGCUCAUGAGACAGCCAUGGGUCAAAUACGGCACGAAGCUCAAGCUUCGCGAGUUCAAGGAGUUGCUGGACCACCUGCCGCGCUCGUCAUCCGUGGCAGUCAUCCGAUCAGAUAUGCUGCAGAGGGAGCUUUUCACCGACAGCGGUGCCGGGACGCUCAUCCGCCGUGGCUACAAACUGUUUAGGCACGGCUCCAUCGAGUCUGUCGGCGCAGACCGUCUCCGUCAAGUUGUCCACGACCGUGACCCAGAUAUCCUCUCUGGCGACGACAGCGUCGCGGGUGUCCUGAACCGAAUCAAAGAGACGCCAUACACGAUCUAUGGCGACGAGCCGCUAGACGUCGUCGCGAUCGUGUCGCACCCGUCCGGUGAGGUACCAGUGCUCACGAAGCUGCUCGCGUCUCGCAAUGGCGUCAUGAACGGCAUCGUCGACAACGUCUUCAAUGCGAUCAAGAAGGACCACCGCAAGCUCUUCUGGACGGCCCGCGCCGACGACGAGAACCGCGCAUGGCACUUCGAACGGGCGGAUGGGAGUUUCACGCGCGCCGGAAAGAGUCUGUUCUGGUAUGGCGUGCAGGACGUGAAGGAGAUUGAGAGGAUCGUGAAGGGAUACGAGGAGAAGGGCAGGAUCGGCCGUUCAUACCUACCUGUUGGCCCUUCUGCUCCCCCGCACAGAGGUGUGCCUGGUGGCGCCCGGUCCUAUUCCACCUUCGCUAGGAAGCCUGUUCCUGGCUCGUCGAGGGGGUACGCUACUGCUGCUGCCUCUGCCUCGACAGAGCCAAAGCGUCUGGCACUAAUCGGCGCGCGGGGCUUUACUGGGCAAACACUGACCACCCUUCUGUCCUCUCAUCCCCACCUCAACUUGACCCAUGUCUCGUCCCGGCAACUCGCCGGAUACUCUCUCGACGGCUACACGAAGGCACAGAUCAAGUACUCCGACCUCUCUGCGGAGGACGUCGAACGGAUGGAGAAGGACGGCGAAGUGGACGCGUGGGUCACGGCGCUCCCGAACGGCGUGUGCAAGCCCUUCGUGGACGCGAUUGACCGCGGUUCGAAGGAGCGGAAAAGCGGGGAGCCCAGCGUGGUCGUGGAUCUGAGCGCGGACUACCGGUUCGAGGAUGGGUGGACGUACGGGCUUCCGGAGCUGUACGGGCGUGAGGCCAUCCGCGGCUCGAAGCGUAUCUCCAACCCUGGAUGCUACGCAACGUCAUCUCAGCUGCUUGUCGCGCCGCUGCUGAAGUACCUGAAGUACGAUGCGUGGCCCACCGUCUUUGGUGUUUCGGGGUACAGCGGUGCCGGCACGGUCGCAGGCCCGCUUGCAGCGGACGGUCGGCCGACCACUGCACCGAAGGUCAGUCCGGAGAGCCUCGCGGGCGGCAUCAAGCCGUACUCGCUCACAGACCACAUCCACGAGCGCGAGGCGGGGCGCCACCUGUCGCGCCUGCUCGCAUCCGGGACGAGCCCAAUGAAGGUUGCGUUCGUCCCGAACGUCGCGCCGUGGUUCAGCGGCAUCAUGUCUGUGCUUUCGAUGCCGCUGAAGGAAACGGUCACCGCGAAGGAGGUAAAGGAGCUGUACGAGGAGAAGUACAGUGGUGAGAAGCUGGUCACCAUCAAAAGGGACGUGCCUGUCCUCCAGGAUAUCGAAAACAAGCAUGGCUGGUCUGUCGGUGGGUUCCAGGUCCAUAGCCAGGGUGAUAGGGCUGUCGUUGUGGGCGGCCUGGAUAACUUGCUCAAGGGGGCAGCGACGCAGUGUCUCCAGGUAAGUUGGGUUGUUGAUCGCCGACAAUCGCAGUGCUAACGGUCAUGUAGAACCUCAACCUUGCUCUUGGAUACGAUGAAUACGCAGGCAUCCCCGUCUAAAUACAUCCCUAGACGUUGGAUAGACUUAGAAAAGCUGCUCGGGGAUGACUCUCCAAGAGAUGAGUAGGAGCGCAUGUGCGAUUGAG
This is a messenger RNA of Fomitopsis serialis, 2860 nucleotides long. RefSeq lists its product as uncharacterized. Gene Ontology annotation, cellular component: mitochondrion; mitochondrial matrix; cytoplasm. The transcript is spliced from 6 exons. The record is from RefSeq and is a predicted model, not a curated record. The coding region runs from base 70 to 2712 and encodes 880 amino acids. Lineage: Eukaryota; Fungi; Basidiomycota; Agaricomycetes; Polyporales; Fomitopsidaceae. Gene Ontology annotation, biological process: L-arginine biosynthetic process. Gene Ontology annotation, molecular function: acetylglutamate kinase activity; NAD binding; NADP+ binding.